AUGAUCGUUCUCAUAAAAGGUCCAGUUCCAACAGCAGCCCCUACUACUGAAGCACCAAAAACUGCAACACCACACAGUAGCUCCUACUACUGCCGCAGCAACAACUGUCGCACCUACAACCGCCGCACCUACAACAUCAUUCCCUACUACUGCAGCAUCAACAACUGCAACACCUACAACAGCAGUACCAACGACAGCAACACCAACAACUGCCGCACAAACAUCUGCUGCACCAACAACUGCCGCACAAACAACAGCCGCACCUACAACAUCGGCACCUACAACAGCCGAACCUACAACAGCUGCACCUACCACAGCAGCACCUACAACAUCGGCACCUACAACAGCCGCACCUACAACAGCAGCACCUACCACAGCAACACCAACGACAACAGCGGCACCUACCACAGUUGCACCUACCACAGCAGCACCAACAACAGCAGCACCUACAACUGCCGCACCAACAACUGCUGCACCAACAACUGCCGCACAGACAAAAGCCACACCUACAACAGCCGCGCCUACCACAGCAGCACCAACAACAACCGCACCAACAACAGGAACCCUUACUACAGCAGCACCAACAACAGCAGCCCCUACUACAGUUGCACCAACAACUGCCGUACCUACAACUGCCACACCUACAACAGCAGCCCCUACUACUGCCGCACCCAAACAGACGCACACAACACCCGCCACACCCACAACAGCCGCACCUACAACUGGCACACCAACAACAGCUGCACCUACAACAGCUGCACCUUCCACAGCAGCACCAACGACAGCAGCACCAACAACAGCCGCAACUGCAACAGCAGCCCCUACAACAGCUGCACCUACCACAGCAGCGCCAAUGACAGCCCCACCAACUACUGCCUUGCCAACAACAUUAGCACCUACAACAGCUGCAGCUACAUCACCAGAACCUACACCUGCAACACCUACAACAUUAGCAGCUACAACUGCCGCACCAUCAACAGUAGCACCUACUACAGCUGCACCAAUUACAGCUGCACCGACAACAGCCGCAUCUACAACUGCCGCACCAACAACCGCAGUACCUACGACAGCUUCAGCUACAACACCAGCACCUACAUCUGCUGCUCCAACAACGGCAGCAUCAACAACAUCAGCACCAACGACAGCAGCCCUUGAACCAGUUUAUAGCCUCUCAGCAGACCUUUCUUCUGUACCUUUUUCAGAUGCCCUUUCUGACUCCACCAGCACUGAAUUCAAAACUCUUCAACAAUCAGUCAUAAAAACUUGUAAUGCGAUAUACCAAAAACAUUUUGGAAGAAAAUUUAAACGAUGCAAAGUCAAAAAGUUCAGGGCCAUACCUUCACGAGCAACUGGAACUGAAGCAACAAUUGAGGUUGUGUUCGAUAGUACCACUCCUAUUGCAGAUCUCCCAGAGAAUAAUGUUGUUGCUGAAGUCUUAGUAACAGCUGUGAGUAAUCCCAACAAUACCUUCGAUGUGAGCAUAGAUCCGGGAUCAGUCAAAGUAGCAGAAGGUCCAGUUCCAACUGCAGCACCUACAACUACUGUAUCCACUACUGCUGUAUCUACAACGGCUGAACUUUCAACUGCCGUAUCCACUACUACUGUGUCUACAACAGCUGUACCUUCAACUACUGUAUCCACUACUGUUGCAUCUACAACUGCAGCACUCACAAUAGCUAGAGUGUCCUUCAGAUCUGUUCAAAGCACAUUUACAGACGACUUGCUGAAUCCAUCAUCCACAGCUUUUAAAAAUCGAGAUGCAUUGAUAACAGGACAGCUUGAACGGGUCUUCAAAACAACAUUCCCCUCCUUCAGUGCCUUGAAAGUGGUGUCAUUCAAGUAAUUUAAUUUAUUUUCAGGUAAUAUAAUUUAGGAAUAGUGGACUUAAUCAGAUUUUUCAAACUAUAUUAUGGGUUUCUCUUUCUGCAGGAGUGGAUCAGUCAUCAACACCAUGGACCUUAGCUUUGUGGGUACACUUGCUCCUAAUAACACUCAGAUUACAAGCGCUUUGCUCAAAGUAGCUUCAAGCGUCAGCGGCUUCGACAUUGAAGGCAGCUCCAUCAGCGUGAAUGGCAUCUCUUCGGGUGGAGUAAGCCACAAAAUCAGUCUUGUCACUGCAUCCUGCCUGGUACUGUGUUCAUGGCUACUGUAAAGGAAGAAUACAUUUGUGCUGAUUUCAUUUUAAUUUAAAGUCAUGACAGUCAUGACUGGUGUGACAAGGGAACCUAAGACAGCUUCAAAUAAAUUUACUAUGAAUUGUAACUUUGCAAAACACGUAGAGAGGUUAAACAAUUGUGCAAUAAUAAAUAUAGUACAAUGGGAGGGUAUGUA
Messenger RNA from Etheostoma spectabile (orangethroat darter), 2331 nucleotides. RefSeq lists its product as uncharacterized. NCBI's taxonomy places the organism in Eukaryota, Metazoa, Chordata, Actinopteri, Perciformes, Percidae. The transcript is spliced from 7 exons. The record is from RefSeq and is a predicted model, not a curated record. The coding region runs from base 1 to 1155 and encodes 384 amino acids.